AUGGUUGGCGAGCGCUACAGACACCCAGCAGUCGGAAGUACUCAGAAACAAAAGCGAACGUUGGUGGCCGUCAGCGCCUGUUUCACGGUCCUCUCCGUAGUGAUCUACUUUCACAAUAUCACACCAUAUCACAUGAACUCUGUCUCCUGUCAUCUAUGGCCGAUGAAAGCUCUAUGUUCGCUGAACCAAUACAUUGACUCGUUCGUCGUUGAGCAGGUGAUCGAAUUUCUUCGGUUGGCUAACAGCAUCGCCACCCCGUUACUUCUGUUGGACAUCGAUUGGCUGUUGUGCGUUAAGUCGAGGCUCGACCACUGCUUGAACUUGGAAAGCAAAACAGAGUAUCUCUUUGGAAUUUUGCAACAGAACCAAUUUUGGCUGCUUCAGCUGGAACAUCUCCUCGAAUUCCAAAAUUGGACUGUGGUAUCCUACCCAAACGGCAGCGUGUUUCGGCAUGGACAAAUAUCGGUUGCGGUUUCAGUCAUAGAAAACCGGACCUCUUACUGGUACCUGCACCCGGCACCGGCAGCUCACGUGGAUGCCAGGGCAUUCACUAUCCAGGGUUUCGAAACCUUCCGUGCGUUUUCAGCCGAGGGCAUCGGCCUCCCACGACCGCUCGACGAGUACACUGAACAGUGGAGCAAGUCCCGCUUCCUCGACUGCAACCGUACGUCCGCUACACAUUUGCGAAAAACGCAGCCAGAGCUGUACAAAACGCCGGUGAUCAACGAUUCCGCCGUCACGGACCUGGCCUAUUUGCGAGAUCGCCUCCGACAACACUCGAUUAAGACAAUUCUAUUCGGUGGAACGCUUUUGGGUAAGAUCAGGGUUCUUUCGGUAGCGAAACAGCGUGUAUAUGUCAACCGCUUUUUCAUCCUUUGAAC
Soboliphyme baturini is the source of this 881-nucleotide messenger RNA. The record is from the annotation of a GenBank genome assembly. Lineage: Eukaryota; Metazoa; Nematoda; Enoplea; Dioctophymatida; Soboliphymatidae.